This is a messenger RNA of Priapulus caudatus, 1250 nucleotides long. Its product is annotated as ADP-ribosylation factor-like protein 5B. Gene Ontology annotation, molecular function: GTPase activity; GTP binding. The record is from RefSeq and is a predicted model, not a curated record. Gene Ontology annotation, cellular component: trans-Golgi network; cytoplasm. Lineage: Eukaryota; Metazoa; Priapulida; Priapulimorpha; Priapulimorphida; Priapulidae. Gene Ontology annotation, biological process: intracellular protein transport; protein localization to Golgi membrane; vesicle-mediated transport.
CACCGAUCACGAUCAAGAUGGUUGAUGCUCUGGUUAGAUAUAGGAAUUUUAUUGCAAGUCGCAAUUUGUACAGUACUUCUAUCCCAAGUAUUUUUUUACAUGAGAUUUUAACUACACAUUCAGUUCAUAAAGAGGAAUGCUAGACCUAUUCUUGAGGACGGUCUAGUGAUAGUUUAAUUCAGGACGUCCUAAAAAUGGGAAUUUUAAUUUCCAAAAUAUGGAGCUUGUUUUCAAACAAGGGUGGUGAUACUUGUUAUAGACUGCACAGAUAGAGAGCGGUUAAGUUUAGUCAAAGAGGAGUUCUACAAUAUGCUGGCAAAUGAGGACUUGGUCAAGUCAGUCGUGUUAGUGUAUGCUAAUAAACAAGAUGUUAAAGGAUCCAUGACUGCAGCAGAAAUUUCAAAGUACUUGAACCUGACGUCUAUCAAAGCGCACACGUGGCAUAUACAGGCCUGCUGUGCAUUAACAGGAGAAGGAUUGAAUAGUGGCCUUGAGUGGGUGUGCUCGAAGAUCAAGGUGUAGUCAUGACGAAGUAUAAGACAGUGUUGGGAUUCUCCCUGUUACUGGCGUGGGAAACGAGUGGCACAACACAGUGUGUAAGAAAUGACAGCUCCACACAGAAAGUGCUUACUGUUGUGAUAGCCAAUGUGAUGCAACAGUGUCGCAGGCGUGCGAGGGCUGGAAAAGUCAGCUAUCCGACAUCUGCAUGACCUUGAAGUGCUAGUCUAAAGAACGUCACUGCUCAGUGAGCAAGAAGCUGACAGGUUUGCGCGUGCGUGAAGUCGUGGACCUGUGUAGCGCAUCCACGUAUGUCAGCAACGUCGCACUUCUGUCCGAGGGAGUCGAUUGUUUUUAAGUUGCCAGACUCCACUUUUAAACAUCUACUAAAGGAAAAACUGGGGCAUGUGGUCUUGUUGUUGGCAAAGACACAGCGAAGAGUUGCACUCCCAGCGACUAGUGACCAUCAUCAUUCGAAUGUUGCGUUUGUAAAUUUGCUUAAUGUACGUGUAUGUCUCAAACAGUGAAGUGUGUCGACAGGGUAUUUGUUCAUUCAACGUGAGCAGGGUGAACUACAUUUUAUAUCGCAAUGAAAAUGAAGCUCUUUUUUAUUCACCUGUUGGAAACUAAAUUAGAUUUUCAGAUUUUCUAGCCUCACUAUUAAUGAUGAUUAGGUGCAGUGAAAAAAAUACACGGGGGCUCGGAGCGAUUUAGCCCCCGAAAUGCCAAAAAGAGCCUCGGAAAUGCCCAAA